ACUACGUCUCAAAUUCUAACGAGCUGCAUACAAAGACAACAUUUUCUAGGCCCACAGGUGCGUUCUGUGUGGGCAGCUCUCUAGGAUUUGAGACAGAAACGAGCAGCUCGAUAUGGACACAUGGACCCUUGUUGUUUUGGAGAGCAGCACAACAGCUGCACAAAACCCCUCCGCCAUGAUGCUGCGCUGCCUCCCGUAGCUGCACAGCCACACGAGCGAAUGAAUUAACGCCGAAUGAGACACAGAGCUGACUCUAGGAGUUGUUAUGCUAUUGAAGGGGUCUAGGAAUGCCCAAAGAGAAAUAUGACCCGCCUGAUUCCAGGCGAAUGUACACGAUCAUGUCCAGUGAGGAGGCAAACAGUGGGAAAAAAUCCAACUGGGACGGCCUUGAAAUAACUGGUAAUGUUCGGAGUCUCAGCUCGAGCCUUUGGUCGCUCACUCACCUCACUGCUCUGCACCUCAGUGACAACUCCCUGUCACGCAUCCCACCUGAAAUUACCAAGCUGCACAACCUUGUGUUCUUGGACCUGUCAUCCAAUAAGAUCAGGAGCCUGCCAGCAGAGCUUGGCAACAUGGUGUCUCUCAGGGAACUACUUUUAAAUAACAACCAGUUGCGGGUUCUGCCGUUCGAAUUGGGGAAACUGUUUCAGUUACAAACACUGGGGUUGAAAGGCAAUCCACUCACUCAAGAAAUUAUGACUCUCUACCAGGAGCCAGAUGGUACCCGGCAACUGCUGAACUACCUUUUGGACAAUCUUGCUGGUGCUAUCAAGCGCAAGCCCCCUCCGUCCAGGUCCUGGAUUGUGCUGCAGGAGCCUGAAAGGACAAGACCAACCGCUCUGUUAACUGUGAUGUGCUAUAAUGUGCUGUGUGAUAAGUACGCCACACGCCAGCUCUACGGCUACUGCCCUUCCUGGGCCCUUAACUGGAGCUACAGGAAAAAGUCCAUUAUGCAGGAGAUCGUCAGUUGCAAUGCAGAUAUUAUCAGCUUACAGGAAGUGGAGACAGAGCAGUAUUACAACUACUUCCUUUUGGAGCUGACUAAACGGGGAUAUGAUGGAUUCUUCAGCCCAAAAUCCCGGGCCAGAACCAUGUCUGAAUCGGACAGGAAACAUGUAGAUGGAUGUGCAAUAUUCUACAAGAUUGAAAAGUUCAGCAUGGUGCAGAAACACACAGUAGAGUUUAACCAGCUGGCUAUGGCCAAUUCAGAGGGCUCAGAGGCUAUGCUGAAUCGUGUCAUGACCAAAGACAACAUUGGAGUGGCUGUGUUGCUUGAGCUAAAGGAGGAGUUAAUAGAGUUGUCGUCAGGGAAAUCUACCCUUGCUAUGGAGAAACAGCUCCUUCUAGUGGCAAAUGCUCACAUGCAUUGGGACCCAGAAUAUUCUGAUGUGAAGCUGGUGCAGACCAUGAUGUUCCUGUCAGAGGUGAAGAAUAUCAUAGACAAAGCCUCCUGUAGUCUGAAGCUGUCCUCCGUAUCUGGAGAAACCAGCAGCAUCCCUUUGGUGCUUUGUGCCGACCUCAACUCACUUCCUGACUCGGGUGUUGUGGAGUACCUGAGCACAGGUGGGGUGGACUGCACACACAAAGACUUCAAGGAGCUGCGCUACAGUGACAGUCUGACCAACUUCAACUGCAACGGCAAAAACGGCACAUCUAACGGGAGGAUCACACAUGGUUUCAAGCUGAAGAGUGCCUAUGAGAACGUGCUUAUGCCUUACACCAAUUACACUUUUGACUUCAAGGGUGUCAUUGACUACAUCUUCUACUCCAGACCACAACUGAACGUGCUGGGUGUCCUCAGGCCUUUGGACACAAACUGGCUCCUGGAGAACAAUAUCAGUGGUUGCCCACACCCUCACAUCCCCUCAGAUCACUUCUCCCUGUUUGCACAACUGGAGUUGGUCCUGCCUUAUACUCCCCUUCUCAAUGGAGUCCACUUAGCUGGGCACAGGUAGUGAGCCCGUCUGGCCACAGGUGGCGCUGCAGAGUUACAGUUCUUAUAAGUUUUCUGAAAAAAAACAAAAAAAAAACAAUGAAACCUCUAAGCAAUUUAUUUAUAUAUAUAUAUAUAUAUAUAUAUAUAUAUAUAUAUAUAUAUAUAUAUAUAUAUAUAUAUAUAUAUAUAUAUAUAUAUAUAUAUAUAUUCAUUCUCUUUUUUUUCUCUCUCUACUGUCUUUAUUACUUUGUUAGGGUCCAACAUGUUUCUAUUUGUCAGGGAGUUUUUGUUUUUUACUAUUUGUUAAGCUGUAGCUGCUUUUAUAUUUAUUUAUAUAUAUAUAUUUGUUGCAUUAUUUCCUCCCAUAGGCUGAUAUUGUCAUACUUUCAGUUGUUGGGCAUCGCUUGUGUGCAUGAAAUGUGUCCAAAAUGUAAGAGAAGGGUAACUCAUUUGGUCACACACUCAAAGGAAUUGCAGACUAAUUAAACUGCUUUUACGGUCAGACUUUAAUACUAACAAACAGACAUUGCUGCAAUUUUGGUCCUGCAAAUAAGCAUUCAUCUUUUUUUUUUUUUUUUUUAAUUCAGCGUCAAUUUAAACAUGUUCUUUAAAGUAAAAUUUCCACUCAGACUUGCAGUUGUAUUUGAUUUCUUACACACUUGUGUAACUCUCCUUUGGAUGAGUGACCGAUGUGUUUUACAGAUCAAACUCUAAGUCAAAUCUAUCCCCAAAUGGAAAGGCGAGUGGAAGAGAGCUUUUCCACUAGUGUGGUGCUGAAACUCGCUUUACAUCGGUGCUUCUUCUCCUGAUGUUUUUACUCUCCCAUCAAUGGUGCAAUAUCUAGAACGUUUUAGAUGUUCUAAGCGAGGGCACGGUUACAGCAUGUUUUUAAACAAGCUUAGACAACAUAAAAAAAGCACUUAUUUGUCCUUCUCCCUCAGGUGGUUGUUGGAAAGGUGUGAACUUAAUCGUGCUAAAGGUAAACCAAAUUAUUUUAGAUGUUUUGAUUCCGCGGCUAUACUUUUUGCACACUUUUCUUUUAACCCGUUCUAUGGAGGCUGGCUCUCUUUGUUUCCUUGUACGACAGGCUAUGUGAAUAAUUUAAGCUGCGCUUGCUCUCACUGUGUUUAUAAACAGGAGAUUUUUAUUAGAAAGGGAGGUUUUAUAUAAGAAGACUAACCAGGGAGUCUUUUAACCAGCGAUUUCUCACUGUAUUGUGUUGAAAAGGAUUUCCCAUACCUUUUUAUCCUCUCAUUACACACAUCCUGGAAAGAUCUGUAGCACUGUCCUUAAGGCUAGUACUGCUCUGACCUAGCCGUAGCCACCACCUAUAUUGUAUCAGAAAGGUCCUCCCAGGUCUUUGUACAAAACUUAAUCAAAUAUAUAUAAAUGGACAGAUUAAAGCUUGACCUGAUUGUAUAUGAGCCACAUGCAAGAAUGUUUUUUUGUUUUUUUUAUGUUUUCUUUUGUUUUUUGUACCAAGAAUAAAUUAUGAUCCAAAUUUAUAUUGUAUUGUACAUUUUUAUCAAAAUGAAUCUAAGCAUACCAGCUUGUGUAAAAGACAAAUAGGUUGUUUCUGGUUCUCACUGCCAUACUUUUGCACUCAUAGCUCAUUUUGCACUCAUUUAUUUUCCUUUGUAAAUUUCAGAGUACAUGCUAUUCUUGUCAAUCCAAUCGUUCAUCUCAAGAUAUUAUUUCAGCGUGUCUCGUGUCGUAUACAUGUAUACAUACAGGGAGGGGAAUCGCAAAGCUCCAUAACAUGCCAUCUGUCUGUGUGAAGUCAAGUCAAUAACACUUCUGCCAUUUCUAUAUAUCUUGCAGCGGUGUAUCUGUCCUGCACACUCUUCGGUGAGCAACUUCCCAUCCACUGGUCAAAAAAAAAAAAAAUCUGUAGUUUUCUUUUAGAUUGCGUUAUGCUAUCAAUGUAUCUCCAUCUCUGUGAGGUUGAAGAGUCUGUAGAAAUCAGGUACUAAGAAUGUUUUGAUCUUUAGUUAUCCAAAUUUGAUUUAAAUGGCACCAAACAUUUUCAAGUCUGAUACACUUACAUUUUCAUAUUCAUAUUAUAUAGCCAUAAUCUUUCCUGUGUAGUGCCAGUUUGACUUGUUCUUCUGAAGCCAAUUGCAUGAGUUAGAUUGUCCUCAUAUGGUACUUCCAUGUGGGAUUUUUAUUUUGAAUAAAACCUUUAGUUCGGAGCCUUUGGACCAAAUGAUCAUCUCUGUGAUUUGUAAAUGAUGUCUGGCAGUGGUCUAUUUGUUGUUGAUGUCCUUUGGUUCACUAAACUGACAUCAGCCUGACCAUCACACAUUUAACAUGUCACUAAUCAGUUUCUUUUAACUAUGCAGCAGUAUGGUUUUCACAUCUUGUUUUGUUUGUGCAGUAAGAGCCAGAGCAGUCUUGUUAUUUGGGGCCUCUUCACAAUAUUCUUCAGCGUUUUGUUUUGUCUUAAGUGACCAUGAUUUGUUAAAGGUAUUAGUAGAAAUGAGAUUAGUUUUUUGUAAAGUGUGAAUAAAAUGUGUAUUGCAUAUUUCCUUUCUACAAAACAAAUCAAUAGUGUUGAGUAUGUGUAUAUAAUGAAUUAUCCUGCAUUAUUGGUGUCUAUUUGUGUUUAAUGAUCUGUUUCAUAAAUUAUAACAUUGAUUAUUGGUCCUAUAACAGAUUUACUUUUCUGACUGAAUGGUAGAAAGACAGAUGAUGUUAAAUCUGUAGAUCGUCCUGCUUGUUAGUAGACAACUUCUUUGUGUAACUGAAUGUUGUGAUGGAGAGCUGAUUGACACCAGGUGUUGUCGGAGAUGGUGUCUUGCUUAAAUUAAACCGUACGUUGAAGUAUUUGACUUAAUAUUGGUGCAAUCAGUGAUAAGUGAUUGUACUUGAUGAUUGCUGCUUAGAAAGUAAUAUUGGUAAUUGAAACUAAAUUUAGAGACCCUUGUGUUUACAUUUUCAAAUUAUCCUUCCCGGACAAAGACAUUAAAUGAAUAAUAAUAAAAUAAAAAUCUUAAUUUUAGUAGUGCAUAUCCAACAUCUAUGCUUUGAUAUUAAGAAACUGCAAUUAAUGGAUCAAGUCUUUCUUUACUGUCCUUCCAUUUAUUUUUCAUUACCUCUUGCUUUCUUUCUGCUUUAGCCUUUAUAUUAUGACAAACUUUUAUAAUAUAAUAUCAUUAGCUGGACCUUUUUUUUUUAUAAUUAUCUGGAUCUUUUUUAUUUUUUAUCUCAGAACACUUCUGUUUCAUAUAGUGGCCAAUGUCAAUUGCAGUAGUUUCUCUGUGAUUUAACACUGUACAUACCAUUGUGUAGUACAUGGGAUCAACUCUUGUUUACCAUUCAAGAUAAAGCCAGCAGAGAUACACAUCCAUAAUAAUAAUAAUAAGACUGAUAAAAGUUUUCUUGAUAUUCAAUGAAUGUUAAAUCUCGAAUAAAAUCUGAAAAAGGCAGCUCUUUAAAAAAUCUCUGGAAAAGAAUGGUAAACAACUAUUUUCUCUCUGUUCUCUGUAUUCUUAUUUCUAGAGAUCUGUAAAUAGACGUUCCUUUACACUAAUGUAUUUUCCUAUCUAUGGUUGAUAAUAAAUUCUUUCUGCUUCAUUA
Molecule: messenger RNA, 5515 nt
Organism: Carassius gibelio (silver crucian carp)
Lineage: Eukaryota; Metazoa; Chordata; Actinopteri; Cypriniformes; Cyprinidae
Product: CCR4-NOT transcription complex subunit 6
Exons: 12
Coding region: 288-1955 (555 amino acids)
Biological process (GO): nuclear-transcribed mRNA poly(A) tail shortening
Cellular component (GO): cytoplasm; nucleus; CCR4-NOT complex
Molecular function (GO): protein binding; poly(A)-specific ribonuclease activity
Source: RefSeq, a predicted model, not a curated record